UGCUAUUCUACAAUUCUACCUAGUGGCGUCUAUAUAUACCCGAUUCCUAUCUUGUGCUGCUUCAUCAAACAAAUCUUACAUACGUUUCACAAACAACAUAACUUGCUUUGUUUUAAACAUAUUUUAAGAGUAAAAAUCUUCAAGAUACGAUGAGUUCAACAUCGAGAGCAUGGUUGGUGGCCGGUAGUACUGUUGGACUAGUGGAGGCACUAAAAGAUCAAGGGUUCGCACGGUGGAACUACACCAUCAGAGCCCUCCACCAGCACACUAAGUCCAAUCUGCGGUCUGUCACCCAAACAAAGAAGUUGUCUUCGCCGGCUGCCAUGGCUUCAAGCAAAGGCAUUGACCAAUCAGAAGACUCGUUAAGAAAAGUCAUGUACUUGAGUUGUUGGGGUCCCAAUUGAUCAUUAUUUUUUCGUUUGUUUUAGGUUAGCUAUGUUAGUAAUAGUAAAAACUAUAUCCGAUGUACAUGUAAUUAUGCAUGAUGUACGACUUUUUUAUUAAUCAAAAAGAAUUUUGAUUAUUGUUAUUAAAAA
Messenger RNA from Helianthus annuus (common sunflower), 536 nucleotides. RefSeq lists its product as uncharacterized. The record is from RefSeq and is a predicted model, not a curated record. NCBI's taxonomy places the organism in Eukaryota, Viridiplantae, Streptophyta, Magnoliopsida, Asterales, Asteraceae. The transcript has a single exon. The coding region runs from base 150 to 404 and encodes 84 amino acids.